AGGUUAUUUCGCCACUUCAGAUCUAUGUCGUGUUUUACCAAAUAGUGAAGCUUUGAAAACAUGGCCAGCGGAUAUUUAUUGGAUGAAAAUGAAUUUAACUGGGAUUUGCUAA
Messenger RNA from Adineta ricciae, 112 nucleotides. Lineage: Eukaryota; Metazoa; Rotifera; Eurotatoria; Adinetida; Adinetidae. The record is from the annotation of a GenBank genome assembly.